AUGUCUAUUCAAGAUCGCGCACAGCAUCAAAUCUCGCAGCUCGAUAAGGAGCUAUCGAAAUACAGCAUUCUCAAUGACUUUGAGAAGCAGACCUCCGUUCCGAAAGUCUACGUAGUUCUCGGACUUGGAGCCCUCUAUUUUUUCCUCAUAUUCUUCAACAUCGCUGGCGAAUUCCUCGUCAACACCGCUGGGUUCGCACUUCCUGCCUACUACUCUUUAGAUGCUUUGUUCAGCACCGGAAAGGCAGAUGAUACACAAUGGUUGACUUACUGGGUAGUCUACGCAUUCUUGACUGUGUUCGAGAGCGCUGUGAACGCUGUGUACUGGUUCCCGUUUUACUAUACGUUCAAGUUCGUUGCCAUCCUCUGGAUGUCGCUUCCACAGACCGCUGGUGCCCAGAUUGUCUUCCGAUCAGCUCUACAGCCCCUAUUCGCCCGUUUCUUCACCGGCGGAUCCACUUCUGCCAACCUUCGUACUCAAGCCGAGUCUGCCGCCAAGACCCAGUAA
Molecule: messenger RNA, 507 nt
Organism: Pseudovirgaria hyperparasitica
Lineage: Eukaryota; Fungi; Ascomycota; Dothideomycetes; Acrospermales; Acrospermaceae
Product: putative membrane biogenesis protein
Exons: 7
Coding region: 1-507 (168 amino acids)
Source: RefSeq, a predicted model, not a curated record